Molecule: messenger RNA, 4231 nt
Organism: Drosophila ananassae
Lineage: Eukaryota; Metazoa; Arthropoda; Insecta; Diptera; Drosophilidae
Exons: 4
Coding region: 773-2353 (526 amino acids)
Cellular component (GO): cytoplasm
Source: RefSeq, a predicted model, not a curated record
GGUUGAAGUUUUCAUUCAACCAUCGUAAAUCUGGUCACACUAACUAUUAGUUUUUUGUUUAUGUUGGGACGUCGGAAAAAUCGGCUGUUUUCCCGUGGUCCGUCUGCAUUGAAAAGCUGCUAAAAAGCUAAAUAUAAAAAUCAGCGCAGCGCGCGGCCAGAGACACGUUCGCUGCAUUGUUUUCCCAUAUGCCGACGGGAAAUAUGUGAGUCGAGUGGAAAAAAAAAACGCAUCUUCUGUGUGUGUAUAUAUAUGGUGCGCAAGUGUGUUGGUGUGUUUGUGCAAUGGUGCAAUGGAAAAAGUCAUUAUUAUAAAUGAAAACGAGUGAAAUGUACAGCCAACAACUCCCACUUGUACGUGUGCGGGGUGCGCAGUGAAGAAGGGUGUUUACCGUUUACCGUUUGCUAUUGCGUCGGUGUGCGUGCCAGAUAAAGACUCGACUCGACUCGAAUUUGCUGCCGCAGAGGAUAUUAGUGUCAACGCAAUAGCCUAAUAUGCAUGCACGUCCAUUAAUUACGCCAAAGGUCAGAAGUUACAGGACCCAAGGAGCAAUAAUAAUGCUGUAAGACGGCGGCCCAAAAGCUAGAGCGAGAGAGGGCGAGCCAAAUCGAGUGCGCUGGUGUGAGUGCGUGGUAGAACAAAGAGGACGAAGAAAACACGGCUGGGCGAAUUCGCCGCAAGGCGAAUUGAGUUUGUUCUAGGAAUCAAACCUAAGGAUAAUCCCCCUAAACUAAAUAAUCCGAAGACUGUUAACGUGAAUAGGCCGAUAACCAUGUCAGCGGCGGAACUCGAGGCGGAGGCAUCCUCGCCAGAUCAGCAGGCCCAGCAACAGGCUCAGCAAGGACAGCAGGGCAAUGAAACGACAUCCACAACCACCACUGCCAUCGAGGAGACUGCUCACUACAACAACAACGAUGACAUCGUUGACACCCAGAUGCCCCUGGCCAAUAUGCAGAUGCAGCAGCAGAUGGACGGAAACAACAGCAACGGAAUGACAGGACUCGGCAUGAGCCUGAUGAACUCCUCGCCACCGCCGCACAGCUAUCGCCAUUCGAGGGCCUAUCGCCACUUCAAGAACCCGCCGCAACCUCACAUGUGCAUCCGCACCACCACGGAAGCGGGCGAGGAGCUCUUCAUCAAUGUCCUUAGCUGGACACGCAUCGUGAUACCACAGGAGCCCAGUGAUCCGAUUCCCCUCUACGGGGGCAUGCGAGUGCCACCUGGCAGUCCGCGCAGUCCUCCCAUUGUGUUUGCGGUGAUGGCCAAUCCAGAGGUCCUGAAAGACUCCGGACGACACAGCAAGGAUCCAGAGGAGCGACGCGCCAUGGUGGAGCUAAUGUGCGACUUUGUGGAGGCUAUGAACCCAGGCGUGAAACUAGUCAGAAACGCCCUUAUACUCAAGGAUCGCGACAUUUCUGGCGAGCUCAAGGAUGUGUGGAAUGCCGUGCAGGCGCAACGUGAUCGGGAGCGCGAAGAGCAGAUGCUGCAGCAGCGCCAGCAGCAGCACUACCAGAACAUCACCACCCAACAGAUGUUUCCCAAGUCGCCGGAUGCUGUACGGGCAGCCAGUGCUUCCGGGGCGGCAAUGAUGGAGGGGAAUUCGCCACCUGCUGCCCUCGGAGAGCCGUUGCUGGCCGAGCAGGGCAAUGGGAACAGUCCCGGCAAUGGGAAUGGCAAUGGCAUCACCCUGGCCGUGUUUGCCCAGCAGCUGGAUAACAAGGUGGCCAGUGAACAAUCGGAGCAGGAGCUAGCGGAACAGGAGUCGAGGCCGCUCGAAGAGGCUUGUGUGGAUCAAACGGAUGCUGGCAGUUCCGUGAAUGGAUCAACAACAACCCCACCAAGCCCACAAGCUGUGGCGGAGCCAGAGCCCGAAGUGAAGGUCGCUGAGCCAAAGGCCACCAAUGGAACAGCAGCUCCUGUUUCCGUGCCGGUGUCGGCAGCUCCUGUUUCCGCCUCACCAGCACCUGCUCCAGCACCCAUUACUCCAGCACCAACUCCCCCACCUGCCGCACCAGCCAAGAAGGAAAAGCUUGGCGGAUUCUUGCCAAACGGUUGCAUCUUCCCGCGCUUCAAGAACAACAAGAACAAGGACAAGGACGGCGGCAGUCACAAGGAGGGCAAGAGCAAAGAGAAGACCCUGCUGAAUGCCCUCAAGAAGAGCAAGGAGAAGAAGGUGGCGCCCAGCGAGCAGCCCGUCGAGAAGGCGAACGCAUCCGACAACGGCACCACCCAGUACGAGAAGAACUGCAUCAAUAAUUUGGAGUGCGAGGUGCAGAAGCUGGACCUGAACAGUGGCUCCAAUGGGGACAACGGCAUGUUCAUCAAGCUGACAGCGGCGGCGGCUGCCAAGUAGAGAUAAUCCUGAAUUUACACAAAUAUCUCGUAGGUAAGUGGGAGCUGGAAGGAGUAGGAGCAGCGAAAGGAUCUUCGAGCAUCCCUUUAGGGCUUAGAGUCGUGGAUAGAGUCGUGUAGCAUAUACAAGAUAUAUAUAUAUAUAUAUAUAUACACCCGCACAGACAGAGAGACACACAGACACACCCCAGCAUUUACACAGUUGGUCAAUUUUUUGGAUAGCUAACCGGAGCAGAGGCUCCUGAAGAGAAGUUAAUAGAUGGAAAGCAACAGUUGUGCCAUGCUCCAGCUCAUAGACGUUUAUAGAGAAAGGAAAUAAAGCUCCCAGGAUCUUCCUCCCGGCAUUUAACUGAGAAAGGAUAAACGUAUUUCAUAGUUCAAUAUACUCGAAUGUAUGACUCGCAUACAGUUUUGCCUUAUAUACAAAAUGAAAGCAGCCCCCAGAGAGCGCCAAACUCCAUUCCUGAACUCCUGACACACCGCCUCAUCUCAUCCUCCCCCAACAUGUGAAAGUAUUACGAUUCAAGCACACCCUACUCCUGGAUCGAUUGAUCUCCAAGCUUUGAAGUUGAGGGCGAACCAACAGGCCAGGUUUAGGUCGAGAGCCUGUUUAAUUUUUUAGCCAACUACUUACUAACUUAUGUACCUUUGUAUACCCGCUAUAGGAUCAGGUAUACAGAUCCCCCUAAGUUUAUUAUUUUUUCAAAAUUUAACACCCUAUCCCUCUGAGUAUUUAUUUACUUUGUGUUGUCAGUUUGUCAGUGUUUUUAUUGUUUGUUCUAACCCGAUCCCUCAACUUCAAACACAACCAAUUCACGAAUCAUCCAUACCAUUAUAGAGUAUAUAGAGUAAACCUCAAGAAUUCGAAUAACAUUCGGGAAACUCAACUGAAUAAGAGAGAAAAACAAAAAGUUUCAACUGCAAUAUCGGACUGAACAAUGCUGCCAUAUAAGAAAAAAUAAAUAAAAAAAUAUAUAUAUACACUUGAUAACUUUGUAUAUGAAGUUUGUAAUUUCCAUAAAUGAACGAAAUUUGAAUUGUGAUUCAUUCAAAAAUCUAAUUUUCUUUCCACAUCGAAGAUAUUUAAAAUUGAGAGAAGCUACAACAAGAAACAACACAACGUAUACCGAAUAAAAUAUAAUUUUAUAGUUCGUUUAUAUUUUUGUUUAAGGUGCCAUACAGGAAGAGUGUAUGAGAGUUAAUCAAAAUUGCAUCCAAUUGGUAUUAUUCGAAACCCAGAGUUUCCUUAAAAUGUGAGUUGAAACGCAAAGUCCCGAAUCGGAUCGGAUCGGUCGAAGAGAACCCUAAAGUAUAUGCUAGUUUUUAAACUGGUUGUAAAUGAUAAAAGCUCGUGUAUAAUUAUUAUUAAAAAAAUAUAUAAAUAUAUAUAUAUAGCACGAACAACGGCAGAAACAGCAACAUCACACUAUAAUUACAAAUUAAAUUAGUUUAAGUUUCAAGUCUUCUCAGCGAAGAGCAAAAAGCAAUAAUUUUACUUCAAAAGAAUGGAUCGAAGGCCAGGAAAAUUAUAAAGAAAAGGCGUAUUGAGUGUUGAUUGAAAUAUAAACUGGAUCUGGAUUGUUUUUUAAAUCUUUAGGGGAUUUUUUAAAUAUUUUUUUAAAACCUAAAAAUUGUAAUUUUUCAAAAACGAAAACUCGAAAAUGUGUAGUUUUUUUUACCAUUUAUGUUUAGACUUUAAAGUGGUCUAUGAUUUUAAUUGAGAGUUGUAGAUUUUGGAAGAAUUCUCUAGAGAUUUCUGAAACAACCCGGAAUAGAAGAAACACAACAGAUACUUGCGGAGAAAACCAACACACAAAACACACACAUUUUUAUAUGUAUAUGUAUGUAAUAAUAAAAGAUCGUAUUUGACAAAAGUGUA